Peromyscus californicus insignis is the source of this 4778-nucleotide messenger RNA. RefSeq names its product G protein-coupled receptor 61 (gene Gpr61). Gene Ontology annotation, biological process: G protein-coupled receptor signaling pathway. Gene Ontology annotation, molecular function: G protein-coupled receptor activity. Bases 685 to 2034 code for a protein of 449 amino acids. Gene Ontology annotation, cellular component: signaling receptor complex; plasma membrane; endosome. The transcript is spliced from 2 exons. The record is from RefSeq and is a predicted model, not a curated record. NCBI's taxonomy places the organism in Eukaryota, Metazoa, Chordata, Mammalia, Rodentia, Cricetidae.
CUGCCUCUCUCCGCUCACUGCAGUGGUUCAGGCUUCAGCAGCCUUGGAAAAGCAUCAGCUGAGAGGAGCUAUCACAUAGGAGCUGGGAGAUGCUCAGCAAAGAUGCCUUCAUGAGGAAACUGGAGUCCAGAAGAGUUGCAGAGUGAGUAAUGCCCAGACCUGGAACUAGAAGCUGAAUCUUAUUCUCCUACUCCCCAUUCUGAUGAAAAAUCAGAAAAUUCACACAAGCUACCCUAAAGCCAGGGCACUGUCCUAGAGCUCAGCAGGACCCUGGAGAAGGGAGACAAAGGAUUUAGAAUUGCCCUCAAAAGGGAAGAAAAGCAUGGAGAACUAGAAAAGGAAGUGGGAACAGAGGUGCCAGAGACCACUUGGAAGGUGGCAUGCAGCAAGUAUGUGAGGAUCAGUCCCUUGCCUGUCGGCUGCUACCAUCACCGGGGCUGACCCUGGGGCUACCUUGCGACAGAAACUGGACAUGAGCUCCUGAGUUCAGAGCUGCCUGGCCUGGCACUACCACAGAGGAGCCCAGCUUGGAAGGCUAGUGAUAAGGGCCUGCCUACAGGCUCCUGUGGAAGGCCCCCAACGAAAUCGGGAAGCCUAGGCCUGGGCUUUACAUCCCAGGGCUGUGGAGUAGGAUGGGGGAUGGGCCUGUAACGGGAAGUGCCCUGGGUGUCCUCUUUCGGCCCCAUGGAGUCCUCACCCAUCCCUCAGUCAUCAGGAAACUUGUCUACUUUGGGAAGAGUCCUUCAAACCCCAGGUCCCUCUACUGCCAGCGGGGUCCCAGAAUUGGGACUUCAGGACGUGGCUUCAGAAUCUGUGGCCCUCUUCUUCAUGCUCCUGUUGGACCUUACUGCUGUGGCUGGCAACGCUGCUGUGAUGGCUGUUAUCGCCAAAACACCUGCCCUCCGAAAAUUUGUUUUUGUCUUCCAUCUCUGUCUGGUGGACCUGCUGGCUGCCCUGACCCUCAUGCCCUUGGCCAUGCUGUCCAGCUCCGCCCUCUUUGACCACGCGCUCUUCGGGGAGGUGGCCUGCCGCCUCUACUUGUUCCUGAGUGUUUGCUUCGUUAGCCUGGCCAUCCUUUCGGUGUCUGCCAUUAACGUGGAACGCUACUAUUAUGUGGUUCACCCCAUGCGCUACGAGGUACGCAUGACGCUGGGCUUGGUGGCCUCCGUGCUGGUGGGCGUGUGGAUAAAGGCCCUGGCCAUGGCUUCUGUGCCAGUGUUGGGAAGGGUCUCCUGGGAGGAAGGAGCCCCCACUGUUAACCCAGGCUGUUCUCUCCAAUGGAGCCAUAGUGCCUACUGCCAGCUUUUUGUGGUGGUCUUUGCUGUCCUUUACUUCUUGCUGCCCUUGAUCCUGAUCUUCGUGGUCUACUGCAGCAUGUUCCGAGUGGCUCGUGUGGCCGCCAUGCAACACGGGCCGCUGCCCACGUGGAUGGAGACCCCCCGGCAACGCUCUGAGUCUCUCAGUAGCCGGUCCACUAUGGUCACCAGCUCCGGGGCUCACCAGACUACUCCACAUCGGACGUUUGGGGGUGGGAAGGCAGCAGUGGUCCUCCUGGCCGUAGGGGGACAGUUCCUGCUCUGUUGGUUACCCUACUUCUCUUUCCAUCUCUACGUGGCCCUGAGCGCUCAGCCCAUUUCAACGGGACAGGUGGAGAAUGUGGUGACCUGGAUUGGCUACUUCUGCUUCACUUCCAAUCCUUUUUUCUAUGGAUGUCUCAACCGUCAGAUCCGGGGCGAGCUUAGCAAACAGUUCGUCUGCUUCUUCAAGGCGGCUCCAGAGGAGGAGCUGAGGCUGCCUAGCCGGGAGGGCUCUAUUGAGGAGAAUUUCCUGCAGUUCCUCCAGGGGACUUCUGAGAACUGGGUGUCCAGGCCCCUACCCAGCCCCAAGCAGGAGCCACCACCUGCUGUUGACUUUCGAAUCCCAGGCCAGAUUGCUGAGGAGACCUCGGAGUUCCUGGAGCAGCAACUCACCAGCGACAUCAUCAUGUCCGACAGCUACCUCCGUCCUGCCGCCUCAAAGAAGGGGGAGUCAUGAUGGACACUUGGAGGGAAAUAAGGCUUGGGGCUGGUUUAUGAUCUUAAAGACUGUCUUUUCCAGCUGCUGGGGUGUGGGCUGGGGUCUCUGGACUUGGCUUUUGCUUGGUGUUUCCUGGGUCAGGACCAGAGUCAACAGGAUGGACAUGUGGCAAAAGCCUUGGACUUGGCUAUGAUCUUUGACUAUUGGGGGAGGGGAACCUGGGUAUGGUGAGACCGAUGAUGAGAGAAAAGGGUCACAAAGGUGAGGCGAAACCUUUCUACCAGUGAACUUUUCAUGCCUCAGGAAACAGGGAAACUUCCUAAGGGUAGGCAUUGGAGCAGCAGGCUAGCAGCAGGGUUAUUCUGGGGACCGUUGAGGUUUACUUCUUUCUGGUGUAAUAGUCCAGGGUAACAUUUACAUUGAAACAAGGUAAGGAAAUAGCCCACAUCUUCUCAUUUGCUUACUAGGUUAAAAAAGAACAAAACUGUAGCCAAGUGUUACCUGAGUUCGUAGAUUCCUUUUUUAAAAGUUAAUGUCGACGAUUUCUCUUAAAGUGAGUAGACCAGUAGGGUGAAGUCUCUCUGGGACUUGGCCAGCAGCAAGGAGAAACUGCAGGAAGGGUAGUGGAGGAGAAGACAGGAACACUCUCUGCAGCUCUCUCUCCCAUUCUGCUCUUCCCUGCAUGUAGGAGAUCAAGUACGGAGAUCUCAGCAGAGACAAACAGGAGACAGGCCGCCCCUUUCCUCCCUGUCUCUCGAGGAACUAAUAGAAUGAUUGGGGUCAGAGAGCUGAGGGUGGGGGUUAGCCUUUGAAUCGGUAACAUGGCCGGAUACAGGAAGGCCAGGUAAGUUACUCUGAUCAAUAAUACUGCCAAUCUUUUCUUUCCAGGACUGGCCUCCCCGAUCUCUCUCCUCAUGGCAGUGACCCACUUCCAGCCCCCUGGACAAUCGGGCACAGGAAGGAGACUAAGGUCGGGCAAGGGGAAGGGUGGGGCUUCCAUAGUCCGUGAAAUGCCUCCCUGUUCUCGUUCACUGCUCUCAAAAUCAGCUUCUGUGAUAAAGACUUAAUACCUGCAGCCCUAGGUUGGAGAGAAGGCAGAUUUUUGGGCUUUGGUGUUUAUUAUGACUAUAGGAACCAUAUUGGUUAGUGUCAGCAAUGAUAUUUUCAAUGCAGAGGGAUUCAUUGCAAGCUGGACAGGCUGCCUAUCUGGGACCUCCUGUCCAUUCCACUUCCUUGAGUUGACUACCAAAGGGUCAAGGCAGAAUCAGAGGGUGAUGUGGUCUAUACCUGAACAAAUUUCUGGUUCAUUGAACAACAAAGGGGGAAAGUGUGUUGGGGUGGAGUAGUUUCCCCUUUGGACAACUAAUAAAUUUUAUGAUAAAAGUUAUAUUGAUAUUAACACUGAUUCCUUCAGUUCUAUUCAAUGCAUAAAUAGUUGAACGCCAACACUUUCUGGGACACACACAGAUGAUGUGUGGUCUCUGCCUUCAAGGAGCUCAUAGUCUAACUUGAUCAGAUAUUUGUAUUUUUGUAGAGCAUAUAGGUCUGAUUAUCCAUGGUUCUAUCUUCUGAGAAUUCACUGAAGUGAUGCAGAGCCUCCCUGCAGACUGUGACAAGUGUGGGAGUGUAAACAAAACUCUCUAGUGAAGAAAACAACCUGCUAAAUAAAACUUGGCACACAGCUUUUUCCCCUUUUGGAUUAGGUAAAUUUCCAGGUUUCUGUCUUCCUAUCUUUUGUGUAUUCUUCUAGUCUAGUGCCUAUUAUACUGAGGAAAUCCCAUAGAAGGUAUACACAGCAAGGAGAGUCCUUUCGUCCUCAAAACCAUCUCCCCCUCUCUCCUGAAAUAAACUCAUGCUGAGAAAUCUCCUUCCUACUGUAUCAUAAGGGAAAAUUUUCAUACACUAUUAAUCUACCAAUCAGCUAGUAGACCCAGAAACUGCCAGAAGAUGGCAGUGUGAGCCCAGUAGCAACAGGAAAGGCCUGAAUGGGCGUGUGUGUGUGUGUGUGUGUGUGUGUGUGUGUGUGUGUGUGUGUGUGUGUUAAACAUUGCUUGGCAGCCAUUUUGUUAAUUUUUUUUUUUUUUUUUUUACUUUGCCCUCCAGUCCUUCACAUAAAAGGAAGUUUUAGGUGCAAUGAUAGUUCUAAUUCAUACUGAAAUAACCUGACACUGAGAUCUUGCUGCCAUUAACUAGUAAGUUUGGCAUAUAAUCAUUCGCUUGCUUUUUUUUUUUUUUCUGGCUGUAUGGAACAGAUAAUAAAGGAAAUAAAACUUUCCUUUUUAUUAUGCAGAGAACUUUCUCUACAACUUUUGCUAUAACUACUUUACAGGAAUUUUCUAGUCACCAAGAUGUAUUGGUAAAGUCCAAUAUACAGUCCUUAGCUCUUGAAAGGUGUUCCUGGAGCAACAGGAUGAGACCAUCAUCCUGUCCGUUACUGUUGCCUACAUCUUGGUAUUGAGGUGACUGCCAUCCUAGAUUAAAACAAAACCAAAACCAAAAACCUUAGACUUUCUGUUGUCAGGUGUCCCCCAAGCAAUACCUUCUAGAGGCCUGGUAGAAAAAGUUCAAAUCAGGUAAAUGUACUUACCGUGUGGAUGUGGGAAAGCUGCUUAAUUUUUCUGAGCCUAUUUCCUCAUCUGUGACAAUGGGGAUCAAUAUUACCUACCUCACAGGGUUGUUGUGAGGAUUAAGAGAUGAGACAUGGCAGCACCUAGUCAUACCUGGCAAAUAGGUAUUCAAUAAAUGUUGUGUUGUUUCCCUUC